AUGACACGAAGUUACUAUGUGCAUAGCGCUCUCGCAUCGCUCCAACACUUCUUGACUAUAUCAACACCCUCAACAGAGGAGAGCAGCGGAGAGGAAGAUUCGUGGGUGUCGUGGUUUUGCAGUCUAGCAGGAAACGAGUUCUUCUGUCACGUUGACGAAGACUGGAUGCUCGAUCGAUUCAAUCUCACGGGGAUUAACGAGCAUGUCUACAGCUACCGCAAAGCACUGGACAUGAUCCUAGACCUCGAAAUGGAAGGGGAGGCAUCCGAAGAAGAGAUUGAGCGCAUUGAGCAGAGCGCAGAGGUGCUGUACGGACUCAUACACGCGCGUUAUAUAGUUACGUCCGCUGGGUGUGCGCAGAUGGCGGCCAAGUUUUAUAAUAAGGAUUUCGGGGAGUGCCCCAGAGUAUUAUGUGCCGGGCAGGCGGUGUUGCCGGUGGGCUUGUCCAAUACUCCGUGGGACAACACCGUGAAACUGUUCUGCCCGAACUGUCAAGAUAUAUAUAAUACGAAGUCGAGUCGACAUCGACACAUAGAUGGAGCCUUCUUCGGUUGCACCUUUGCACACCUGAUGUUAGUUGUGCAACUGCAGUGGGAGCCAUCCAUUGAACCACGCAUCUACGUGCCGAAGAUAUACGGAUUCAAGAUCCACCCGUCUGCCGUAAAAUAUUCCCAAAGAAAGGCACAACUAUCACGAAGAAAAAAGCAAAACGAUAAUACAGAGCGAGAUAGAGUGCGACAAGAGAAGAUGAUAAAGGAUUUACGCACGCCCGCAGAACACGCGGCAGCUGACGCUCAGAAAUAUCAGGCUCAGUAG
Sphaeroforma arctica JP610 is the source of this 816-nucleotide messenger RNA. RefSeq lists its product as hypothetical. The record is from RefSeq and is a predicted model, not a curated record. Lineage: Eukaryota; Ichthyosporea; Ichthyophonida. Gene Ontology annotation, molecular function: protein kinase regulator activity. Gene Ontology annotation, cellular component: cytoplasm; protein kinase CK2 complex. The coding region runs from base 1 to 816 and encodes 271 amino acids. The transcript has 4 exons.